This is a messenger RNA of Haemonchus placei, 984 nucleotides long. The record is from the annotation of a GenBank genome assembly. NCBI's taxonomy places the organism in Eukaryota, Metazoa, Nematoda, Chromadorea, Rhabditida, Trichostrongylidae.
CUCUUUUACAGCACCCUGAACGACAGCAUCCGUAGCAAUCAGCACUUCUGAUAUAGAUUGUUCUAUCCUAUCGUAAAUAGUUUGGACCAGGGAAAAUUGGAAUGGGGAAAUCAGGAGACAUGGCUUUCCUUGAGUCUGUAUAUCACGAAGCAGUUCUUCAUAUGCUCGCCUGGCAACAUCCAAAUUAACAGAGAUUCCUUCCUUGAUUGCAUAACAUUUCCGGUGUCGCACAUUAAGAGAGCUUUUUUUGCUGCUAAACACGGCCUCAUCUUGAAAUCGGUCGUACAAUAUUUCCUUGAUUCUAUCGAUUCGUUCAUCAGCCAACAGCUCGCUUUUCUUUUUCAACAGGUCACUUUUAAAAUUCUUCAUUAAGUGCCGAAGUGGAAUGACAACAAACAGCAUUUGUUUCAGGCGCAGCAACUGCGUCAAAGUAAAGUCGGCACUUUGGACAGUUGGCUCUCGAGGUGAUUCAAUGAACACAUUGAACAAAUUGCCCAAGUCGUACGUGGAGCCCAUAACUUGGCGUAACUUCUCCACAAGAUGAGGAUUGUCUGUCAGUUCUUCAACAGCAUCCAAUCUUCCAUCAAUAACUACUUGAUCACCAGAGGGUUGAAGAAGAUUAGAUCGAAGAAGACGUGCACCUGCCGAAGUUUGAGUUUCAUCAACGAUCGCAAGUAAUGAUUUCCGCUCCUUCCUGGGAUGAUUGUUAUCUAUCUCGAGAUUUUUCCAUGAACCAGCGUCAAGGAGACACAGUUUCUCAAUGUCACGGUAAACAAAAUGAAGAGUUUUUGAGGCGAAUACUAUAUUUUGGAUGUGCUCCACGUACUUUAUGAGCGCAGAGCAGCUCUGCAUACAAAAUUGCUUUUCCAAGACUACGUUAUCGCAGUUUGAUAUUUCAGCGUUUGCCAAUUGCGUCACCAGUUCGGCACCGCGUUGGUGAUUGAAGAACCUUCUGUGAACGCUUGUCACAGUUGCGUUUGGUAG